GGGAGUACCGCGGGCACCGCCGUCGCCAUGGUCUCGGUAAUUAACACCGUGGACACCUCUCACGAGGACAUGAUACAUGAUGCCCAGAUGGAUUACUAUGGCACCAGGCUGGCCACCUGCUCCUCUGACAGGUCCCUCAAGAUCUUCGACGUGCGCAACGGUGGCCAGAUCCUCAUCGCUGACCUGAGAGGGCACGAAGGUCCUGUGUGGCAGGUGGCCUGGGCUCAUCCCAUGUACGGCAACAUCCUGGCCUCCUGCUCCUACGACAGGAAGGUCAUCAUCUGGAAGGAGGAAAACGGCACCUGGGAGAAGACCUAUGAGUACACAGGGCAUGACUCCUCAGUGAACUCUGUCUGCUGGGCACCACACGACUAUGGACUGAUCCUGGCCUGCGGCAGCUCCGACGGAGCCAUUUCCUUGCUGAGCUACACAGGAGAUGGGCAGUGGGAAGUCAAAAAGAUCAGCAACGCUCACACUAUUGGAUGCAAUGCAGUCAGCUGGGCUCCUGCUGUGGUCCCAGGAAGCCUCAUAGAGCAACCAUCUGGUCAGAAACCAAACUACAUCAAGAGGUUUGCAUCUGGGGGCUGUGACAACCUCAUCAAGAUCUGGAAGGAAGAAGAUGGGCAAUGGAAGGAGGAGCAGAAGCUGGAGGCUCACAGUGACUGGGUUCGGGAUGUGGCCUGGGCUCCAUCCAUAGGGCUGCCCACAAGCACCAUUGCCAGCUGCUCACAGGAUGGCAGAGUGUUCAUCUGGAGCUGUGACGAUGCCUCUGGCAACUCCUGGUCCCCAAAGCUGCUGCACAAGUUCAACGAUGUGGUCUGGCACGUGAGCUGGUCCAUCACUGCCAACAUCCUUGCAGUGUCUGGAGGAGACAACAAAGUCACGCUGUGGAAGGAGUCGGUGGAUGGACUGUGGGCCUGCAUCAGCGACGUCAACAAAGGGCAGGGUGGGGUCUCAGCCACCGCAGAGGGGCAGCAGAACGAGCAGUGACCCCCUGCAGGGCCCCACUGCCCCCGCAGGGCCCCGCAGCACGGCCCUGCUGCUGCUGCUCCUCACCUGCCCUGUUCCUGACCAACCAGAACUGACUGCAGCUCAACUGGGCAGCAGGGAGCCGGUUCUGUCAGCAUUCUGUAACCCUUCCUGGGAGGCUCCAGCCUUGAUUGACAUUCCCUGAAACUGAAGGUAAAGAGCAGAGCAAAGCACUGUGCCUUGGGCUACUCCUGCUCCCGUGGGGUAGGGCUCAGAUCCAGUCGGUGGUGCUGUGGUCAGACAUGCAGCACCUGGGCAAGAACAGGAGGAGGCUGUCAAAGUGAUGAGCUGUGACCUCCUGUGUGCCAGGAGACAUAGGAGUGAGCUGGCUCACAGCAGAGAGCUGCUGCCCAGAGGAAGCUGACUGCCUACAAAACUCAGUUGAUGGUGGCAGACUGGGCUGGCAGUCACAGGGCUGCCUGCACCCUCAAGCAGUCACUAGAAUCACCGAAAUCUGGGAGGGAGGUUAAAGGGCCUGAAGUAAUCAGUGGUAGAAAUCUGGAGUUGCUCCUUGCUCUGAGUCCUUAGAUGAAGGCCUCUGAGGAGGUGAAAACAGCCUUCAGAGGCCAGAGGUGUGGAGGGAGGGAAGGGCAGGUGGGAGCCUUGGCAGCGGAUGGCAGCGUGGAGCUGGCCCUGCAGGGGCACCGAGGUGGUGAUUUGGUUGUCCUGGAAGUGAUGUUCUUGGCCAGCUGACAGCCUCUGUACCUCCUGAGGCUGGCCAGAAGUGGUGCAAUGCAUAGGUCCUUUGCUCUGCAGUUGUGCUGGUUCUUUAACCAGAGCAGCAAAUCAAACCCUAACCUGGAGAGGUUUUUAGCCAUGCUUCUGUACCUCAGGAGUCUUUUGUUGAGUACCAACAGAAUAAAGUCUAUUGG
Indicator indicator is the source of this 1901-nucleotide messenger RNA. It is a transcript of the gene SEC13, whose product is annotated as SEC13 homolog, nuclear pore and COPII coat complex component. Gene Ontology annotation, cellular component: nuclear pore outer ring; COPII vesicle coat. Bases 28 to 990 code for a protein of 320 amino acids. The record is from RefSeq and is a predicted model, not a curated record. Gene Ontology annotation, biological process: positive regulation of TOR signaling; protein import into nucleus; COPII-coated vesicle budding. The transcript has 9 exons. Gene Ontology annotation, molecular function: protein binding; structural molecule activity. Lineage: Eukaryota; Metazoa; Chordata; Aves; Piciformes; Indicatoridae.